Messenger RNA from Ustilago hordei, 2589 nucleotides. RefSeq lists its product as uncharacterized. NCBI's taxonomy places the organism in Eukaryota, Fungi, Basidiomycota, Ustilaginomycetes, Ustilaginales, Ustilaginaceae. The transcript has a single exon. Gene Ontology annotation, biological process: retrograde transport, endosome to Golgi. Gene Ontology annotation, cellular component: Ric1-Rgp1 guanyl-nucleotide exchange factor complex; Golgi membrane. The record is from RefSeq and is a predicted model, not a curated record. The coding region runs from base 1 to 2589 and encodes 862 amino acids.
AUGUCGCAGUCCUCUGGCAGUCGACAUCACUCCUCAUCCCUCAAAGUCGCCAUGCGCCCUCUACAGUCCUCCUUCUUCGCCGGCGAAGACUUUCUCUGUCAAAUCACCUUCACCAAUACCAACCAACGUCUUGCCCACACCCAGCCUCUUCUUCAAGGCGAGUUGCCAUCAGCAGCCGGCUCCUCACUACAAGCUUCUCCUGGUCGCCCUUCUUUCGAUGAUAAGGCGGCUAGGAGAGUUGUUUCGUCCAUACCUACCCAUUCCAAAUCUCGCAGUGUAGACAUCCGAGCUCUAGGGCGAGGCAAUCAUUCCUGGGGUUCCUCUUCCAAUCUCCCCGCCUCAGCACGGUCAGGGGAAGCAUCGAGGCAUCUGGAUGGCCAUGUGCUGCCUGAGAGAAGGAACUUGAUUGGAAUGAGUAUGCCUUUGCCUUCUACGACGCACUUUGUUCAUCCCUGGUCUGUUUCAGGAGGCGGGGCAGGUUCGCAUCGCUCCACGCAGUCUGUCUCCUUGACUUCUUCGCAAAGGCCAAGGCCGAAUUUGGGGCUCGGUCGACCAACUCUGCCCGCCUCUGCUGCUACUCCGACCAAGCUACCGGCUGCCGACUCGAACCGGUUCUCCCCUAACCCUCCCUCGAGGAUAUCCUCCCUCCCAGGUCUCAACACCAAGAGGACACCUUCUGCUAUGAUCUCACCAAACCACUCCCACUCGCGCAAGAAAUCAGUAGCUCAAGUACAAGCACAAGACCUCACAGAAGCCUUUCAACUCGAUUCUCUCGAUUCAAACCUUGCCUCGGCUAUCCCAACUGCUGCUACUCCAACUUCAUGGCUCAGUCACCAACCCGACCCCAACACAUCCUUCUACAGCCUGGGAAGGAACGAUACAAUGGAGAGCGUCUUUCGAGAGUCUGUCACCGAUUGGUCCCACUCGAAGCGUCGAUCUUCUCCUUCCACCACCACGGGUCAGGGCGUGAAAAGGGCGAUCUACCCACCAUCGGACAUGUUGUCGCCUGGAACCGAGAAGGUUUUAUGGUCAUUCGCACAAUUAGCAGGGACGAUAGAGAUAGAUGAAAGCCUCAUCAAACCCGGUGACUUUGAGAAUUUGAAAAGGAGGUUGGCCUAUGGUGAUUUGACCGGUGCAAAUGCAACUCCGCAUUCUCUACCGGGUACACCCAGGACCUUGGGUGGUGGAGAUCUCGCACAGACCUCGGAUGCGGAUGAGCAGGGAGCAGGUGGCUCCAAAUGGAGCAGUAUUCUCCGCAGUCCCUUUGGUGGCAGUAGGCUUCAGUCGCAUAGCAGAACAGGAUCGACAUUGCAAGACGCACAAGAGAGAACAAUGCAGAGUCGUAGCGUACCCACUUUUUCCACCCCUCCCAGCAUUGUUGCCGUCGAUUUGCUCUUGGCUCCGGGGGAAAGCAAGAGGUUUCAGUUUAGGUUGAGGUUGCCUGUGGAUUUGCCCCCUUCGUAUAGCGGGAAAGCGAUAAGGAUCAAGUACGUGCUCAGUCUGGGAACCAAUCGCUUGCGGAUGCCACAAGGGCGGAAGGAGGGGAGGUUGAUUUCCAUUCCGAUUAGAGUGUAUGGUUAUGUAGGGGCGAGUGGGUUUAGGCCUUUUUACGAUUUGAUGAAUCCGGUGAUUCAGACAAAGGAAGAGGCUGUGGUGGAGGUCGUUGGCGAUGAUGACAAGACUCCAGCGGCGGUCUUGUCAGGACAGGGUGGGAGAAAGGCAAAUGCGACAACUCAGAUCCAAAAGAAGGAUCUGCAAGAGUACACAAAGCAAUUACUCAAGAGUAAAGCUUCAGAUGACACACCUACACCCGAGUUGCGCAUCUCCACCAUACAAGCCUGCAACAACCACAACAGUAGCAAUUCGUGCAAAGCUGCAGUAGAAGCCUUAGCGCGAACGGCAACCAAGGUCUCUUACGAUAUUUCAAAGGAUGGAAAAGUAGCAGCUGUCCUAACGCUCGUCCGGUCUCGUUAUCGGCUGGGAGAAACGAUCACGGGGGUUAUCAACAUUAAUAACUCUCAGUCUCUCGCUCGCAUAGCUCGGAUGUCUGCGGUACUGGAAACGUUGGAAGAAAUUCAACCCUCGAUUGCUACUCUCCCAGCUGGACCGUCGCAGAGAGCAACAAGGAUCGUUCACGCAGAACACCACGAAAGCGUUCUCGACAAGGGCCGUGCAGCUUUCGACCUUUCAAUCCCUUCCAGCGCAUCGCCCGAAUUCGUGACUAGUGGAGUAAAACUCAUCUGGCUCGUCCGACUAUCCUUCCUAACCAUCUCGGCAACCAAAACUCUAGCAAAAGCAAAGCAAGCGCAAGGCGCAACACAGAAACUGCAACAAAGCAAUCUACUUCCCCCUCCACACCUCGUCCCUAGCCCAACAGACGGGUUUGCAAAAUACCAUAUCAACCUCACAGCUCUAGACAGUCUAGCAGGUCCAGCAACACACUAUAUCAACAACCAAGCAGCAACCCUACUAACUACGAUCGGCAUGGCACGAGAAACAAAGCUGGAAACAGUGGAGUGUGCUAUUCCCAUUUCGGUGUUAGCGAACAGUACGACUUUCAAGAUUGGCGAUGCUCUCUUUUUCGCCUAA